CAAACCUUACUAGGUAGUAGCGUCAUCUCACCUGCUUAAAAACGGGUGACAGUGUUUCAUUAUACUUACAUGCUCCGUACAAACCUUACUAAGUAGUAGCGUCAUCUCACCUGCUUAAAAACGGGGUGACAGUGUUUCAUUAUACUUAUUAGAGAAUAGAGGAUAGAUUGGGAUUUACUGCCUGAUUUACUGGUAAUCCGUACGCACACACGAACAGGACCCAGUCUGUUUACACUCCUACCAGAUGCAGGACGCACAAAGUCGAUGUCGCCGAGAGCAACAUAGCAGACGGGAGUUCAAUGCUGGAGCAUAGUUUUAUGUGAAUUAACAGUAUAUUGUCACCCAAUUACAUUACAGGAGAUGACUACGACGACGGGUGUGACGGACUCCAAUCCGAUCCGGCUCGUAAGUAGUUCCGGUGUGACGAACAUCAAAUGCGUAGGAAUAAGUGGUAGGCGAAUCCACUUCUUCACGGACUUCUUCACCAGUAUGAUUGAGAUUAAAUGGAGCUGGAACGUCAUUAUUUUCAUUGGUGGAUUCACUAUCACGUGGUUACUAUUCGGCUUAUAUUAUUGGUUCGUGUGUCACCUGCAUGGAGAUUUUGUAAAUUAUGCGACGAAGGACUGGAAUCCAUGUAUCACUAACGUGAAAUCAUUCGUAUCAACAUUUUUAUUUUCAAUUGAAACUCAGACCACCAUUGGUUACGGUUCGAGGUCCGUCACGGAGGAAUGCCCUGUUGUGUAUCUGGGGAUUUUUAUACAGUCAAUAGUAGGUGCAGGACUGCAGGCGGCCUUGGCUGGUCUUGUGGUUGCCAAAAUCAGAAGAGCAAAAAAGAGGGCAAGGACCAUUUUGUUCAGUACCGUGGCGUGUAUAGUAGAGGAAGACGAUCAGAUGAAACUAGUGAUUCGAGUUGGUGACAUGAGAAAGUCUUUUAUAUUAAAUGUCCAAGUGAAAGGCUACUUCUUCCAGAAAAUGGCAGCACAGUCGGGGAAAAGCUACCCGGUGAAAUAUCACCCAAUGACUUUCAAAGGUGAAGACAGCAGUCUACAGAUUUUUCUUGCUUGGCCGACACAGCUUGUUCACGUGAUCGACGAAAAGUCGCCAUUAUGGACUAUGUCUCGUGAAGAUCUUAAACGUUAUAACUGUGAGCUUGUUAUUAUUCUGGACGGGACAGUGGCAUCUACGAAUAUGCCGUUCCAGGCGCAGACGUCUUACCUCCCCUGGGACAUACUAUGGGGUCACAGGUUUGACACGUUAGGCACAAAGGUGAAUAAAUCUGGUGCUUACAUACUAAAUUUUGCUAAUUUUCACAAGACUCAUGCAUUGACUACUCCAGUGUGUAGCGCACGAGGUCUGCGAAAAAUGAUAGAUGCUGGACUUCCGGUUCCAAAGGAAUGCCCCAGAGAAUCCAGACACAGUCAACAAUCACUCAGUCCAGAUGAACUCGUGGUUCGGUUUCAAAGUGCGGAUAACGACGCUUAUGAGCAAUCAACGCCAGCUGUUAAUUCACGGGAGUUAGGGUUUGACAAUAACAGUUUAGAAAACAGUGCAUUUUGUCACUCAACACCCAAUAUGAAUUCUCGAAAGAGGGUGUCUAAGAUAUUCAGUGAAUGACCGAAUGAUCAUGUGUUUUCACUGAUCGUGUUGUUUUAAUGGUGCUUGAUAGUAAACAUGUCUUCCGUUUUGUAUACCCUAUAUUUGCAUGCAAGUUUGUUAAAAUGUGAAGGAAACGAGAAAUAUCACCUCCUAAUAUGUAGUAAAAUAUUUUGACAUAUUUACUGAGGUAUGUUUUCAUGUUAAAUCGUAAGGAUUUAUUCAAGCGCUCUGGUGGCCUCUGUUGCUUAUGUUUAAAUAAAUAUCAUCAGGGAAAUCGUGUGGCCUAAACGCAAAAGUAAUUACUCGGAAACAAUCAAUGUACAGUAUUUUAAAUGUGAGAUUAUUACUUUAUGCUGAGCAGUAGAUACCGAGGUCUUCCUUAAAGCUACGAACUGUACAUAAAAGCGUACCCCACACUAAAAGAUUUGACAUGUAUUGAGUCUGAUAAUGCUUACCCAUAACUAAAACAUGAAACGACAUACAUGAAGAUAGCUAAAUACCUUGUAAUAGGAUUAUUACGCUAUUUGGUCUGUUAUAUUGAAAACAUUAUGGCAGUGAAAUGUAUUGAUCUAUAGUGUAUACAUGUUACACUCACUUGUAUCUAAAGAAGUCUCCAAGAUACUGGUUAUAUCGAAAGCAUCUAUUUUUUACAUCGAUGGAGUUUGUGCUGAGUUGAGAGAUUUACCAGAUUCGCUACAUAUUCGGUUAGUGAGUUGUGCCAGCUAACUUCAGGAUCGUGAUAGCGACUUGCAUCUCCUUCUAAUUUCUAUUAUUGAAAGCUGUUUUAAAGCAGCAACACUGGAGCUUUAGGGGACUUUUUUGUGUGUCUUGGUCGGAGCGACCCACGGAUUCCAUCAGGAUACAUUAAUGAAGAAGUUCGUCUAUCUGCGUAGUUAUAACGGUGUUACUAUGGUGACAGUGAUAGAGACUUCGAACUUUGUCCUCGGUUGAUAUCAUCUGAUCAGGUUUAUAGAACGUAGUAUAUAUCUUAAAAUAAGUCAAUUACUCAUUCAUAUUCAUGAGCUUAAUCACAUCUGAUAAAAUGUUAUCAAAUAGUUACUAUUAUGCAAACGCAAAAUGUCUUUCUCGAAAGUUUGUGGUGAAAAAGAGAGAAAAUGUGUUAUAGAGUUGUUGAUUUGGAAAACAAAACGUUUGUUAUUGGAUGGUUUAUAUUGAUAGGAAACUGAUAGGAAACUGAUAGGAAACCGUUCCGGUUUUUUCACUAUCCUGUUCGAGUAUUUGGGGAUCAAUAAUGGCAUAACGUCAAUUUUUUUCCGGAAUCUUCCGAGUUUUUUCGAAUAAUUUUGUCGCCUUAAGGAACUGAUAACCCAAACAAACACGACAGUUGUUCGCGUAGAAUUGUGUUUUCCACCAUUUGAUAAAACCUUUUAAGAUAUAUCACUAACUGAAAUAAACUACACAGAAA
This is a messenger RNA of Mizuhopecten yessoensis (Yesso scallop), 3022 nucleotides long. RefSeq names its product inward rectifier potassium channel 4-like. Gene Ontology annotation, biological process: regulation of monoatomic ion transmembrane transport; potassium ion import across plasma membrane. The record is from RefSeq and is a predicted model, not a curated record. NCBI's taxonomy places the organism in Eukaryota, Metazoa, Mollusca, Bivalvia, Pectinida, Pectinidae. Gene Ontology annotation, cellular component: plasma membrane. Gene Ontology annotation, molecular function: inward rectifier potassium channel activity. Bases 361 to 1614 code for a protein of 417 amino acids. The transcript is spliced from 3 exons.